Camellia sinensis is the source of this 1362-nucleotide messenger RNA. NCBI's taxonomy places the organism in Eukaryota, Viridiplantae, Streptophyta, Magnoliopsida, Ericales, Theaceae. The record is from RefSeq and is a predicted model, not a curated record.
AUGGUGGCUGCCUCUAUCCACAUGGGUGAACUUAACAAUGGUGGAUAUGAUGAUGAUGAUGAUGAACUUGUUGAAUUUGAAGAUGUGUCAGAGAAGAAUCUGAUAGAACGACUAAUCAACGACGACGAUAAAAGCCUCCGCAUGAUUUCUCUGGUGAGCGAAGAUGCUAUGGGUAAGACAGCUCUGGCAAGGAAGAUUCCGAUGGAGUUGUUGAAGGGGGUAGAGCUCAUGAGCGUGGACGAGCUGUCUGCUCUGCAUUUCCAAACUUUAAUGGAGCUCAGGUUUCUAAUAGUCUUGGAUAAUGUCUUCUCGUUUGAUGUCUGGCUCAUGUUAGCAUGUCCCUUUGCAGACGUCGCCAAUGGCAACAGAGUCAACCUUACUACUCGCGACUCUAAGAUAGCCUCGGAUGUUGAUCUCUGGAGUCACCCAUCACUGGGAAUUGUUCUUGAACAAGUUUCAUUGCGGAGGCUGUUGCAAUUGUGGAUUGCAGAGGUGUUUAUGAAAAUGUCAAGUACCCAACAACCUAAAGAUAUAGCCAGUAAAUAUUUGAAAGAACUCGUGUGCAGAAACAUGAUCGAAAUAGCAACGAGGAAGGAAGAUGGAAGGCAUAAAACAUGUCGAAUGCCAAGCUUACUUCAUGAUUUCUUCUUUCCAAAAUCUAAGGAUAUAGAAUUUAUUCACGCCCACCAUUGCAAAGAAAAUUAUGUCUGUUUUAAAGCCCAAAAGAGAGGUACAUCCAAUGAAGAAAUCAAUGAGUUACUUAAAACAAUUAUCAAUAGGAGGAGAUCUAGAGGUUUUGUGUUGAUGAAGAUAUCAAAGAAAACAAGCAAGGAAGCUCCAGAUGAAAACCCUAAUACUCAAGUAGAAGAUCUGGAAGCCACCUUAAUAGGCCUCCUUAUCGAUUUUGUGGACCCCAAAGAAUACGGCUUGAAUGGGUUCACCAGCCUUCGGAAAUUGGGACUGAUUUGCCAUUCAAGAUCAUUAGCGGAGAAAAUAGCCGAUUGCAUCUCACAACUUAACAAACUUCAAACUUUCAAGCUGAGAUCAAGAGAUCAUCAAUUCGGUCAACCUUCAAAGCUCAUGAUUCUUGACAAUCUAACAACCCAUCCGUCUCUCUCAAAUUUAUAUUUGUUCAGAGUGUUCGAGGUUGGAAACCUUCCCAAAAACCUCAAAACCCUGACACUGUCAAUGUCGAAAAUUGAAAAUGAUCCAAUGCUGAAUCUAGGGAAGUGUCUGCCUCAGCUGAACAUACUCAGGCUUUUUGCUGACUCUUUUGUAGAGAAGAAUAUGAAUUGUCUUGGUGGAGGAUUUCCCAAACUUCGUGUGUUGAAAUUGUGGGUGUUAGAAAACCUAAAGGAGUAG